Messenger RNA from Fundulus heteroclitus (mummichog), 4570 nucleotides. RefSeq names its product UDP-glucuronosyltransferase 2B19-like. The record is from RefSeq and is a predicted model, not a curated record. The transcript has 3 exons. Lineage: Eukaryota; Metazoa; Chordata; Actinopteri; Cyprinodontiformes; Fundulidae. The coding region runs from base 782 to 2371 and encodes 529 amino acids. Gene Ontology annotation, molecular function: UDP-glycosyltransferase activity.
GUUUGGCUUACUCAUAUUAGCUUUACCGUUAAAUUAUUAAUUUUUUCAUGAAUUGCAUCAGUUUAAUUAGCCGCACCAGUUGACCAGCCAAUCCAGCUCAUCUGUUUACUGACUCAUCACCGUCCUGGAACAGAUCAAUGACAGAGGUGUCAUCUGAAAACUUCAGAAAUUUCACAGACAGAUCAUUUCAGGUGCAGUCAUUUGUGUGCAGGGAGUAGAGGAGUGGGGCGAAAACACACCCCUGUGGGGUGCCAGUGCUGAUGGUAAUUUUGUGUAAAAAGAUGCUCUCCUGCUUCAACUGCUGCUCAAUUUGGGAGGCCGGUGAUCCACUGACAGAUUGAGGCACUACACCAAAGCACUGAAUCAAUAUUUUCACCAACAGGGUUUGUGGCGUUUCAAGUGUGUAACCAGAGAAGCCCAAGAUACAGUAAGCAAUAUGAGCAGCUGCUUAGGAUCUCAGCCGAAAGAAGGCCUCCAGAGCAUGAGAAGAGUCACAAAGGUCAGAUUUAAAGAUCUGAAUUAGGUGUUUGGUAAUCAUACAAAACAAAAUCUAUCUAUUUAUUCAUCCAUUCAUCCAUUGUCCUCACCCUUUUCAAGAUCAGGUCGUUGGGGCAAUAGAUCCAGGAGGAAUCUCCUGCUCAUACGGAACCUCUACAUGUAAUCACAGGACAAAAGCGAAGUCCCUUCACCGACCAUGACUGUUACAUGAUAAACCUGGACAUUGGAUUGCCCUCAAUUGGGAUUAGAGCUCAAAGAAACAGAACCUACCCCGGCUGAAGGUAUGGGUCCAGCUCUGGUGGUCCUACUGUUUUCAGCAUCUCUCCUGUCCAGUGGUAAUGGUGGAAAAGUGCUUGUUUUCCCAGUGGACGGCAGUCACUGGCUAAACAUGAAAAUAAUUCUGGAAGCGUUACAUUCUCGGGGACAUCAGAUAACAGUGUUCCGCUCCUCAACCAGCUGGUAUGUUUCUGAAUCUUCACCCAUUUACACGUCCAUCACGAUUGCCCAGGAACAGCCCCAAAACAUCGAGAGCCAAGAUGUCAUGACCUCUUUCCUUGAGAGGUCUAUGGAGAUCCGUCGCAAUAAAGGCACGUUAUGGGCUUUUUUUGAGUUUUACAGGAACCUUUUUCAAUUGUUUGGAGAAAACCAGAAGGACGUGGCAAAGCUGGUCAUCAGCAUUUUUGAGAAUAAGACUCUGCUCAGGCAGCUCAAUGAAACUGGAUAUGAUCUCUUUCUGACAGACCCUGCUUUUCCAGGAGGAGUGCUGCUGGCACACUAUCUUAAGCUUCCCUUGGUUUUGAAUGUGCGCUGGAUUUCCAGUGGAGAAGGUCAUUCUGCUGUUGCUCCAUCUCCACUGUCCUACAUUCCUGCAGUAUUCUCCCAUUUCUCUGACAAAAUGCAUUUUUCCCAAAGAGUCCAAAAUAUUAUCUUUCACGGCAUGUUGGUCUACAUGCACUACUAUGUCGCUAACCCACCAUUCCAGGCCGUAUGUGAAAAAUAUCUUGGAGAUAACAUAACCACCUUCUCUCUGGUGCAAGCCGCCGAUCUCUGGCUAAUGCGGGUCGAUUUUACCUUUGAGCUUCCUCGACCCACCAUGCCCAACGUCAUCUACAUCGGAGGCUUCCAAGGCAAACCCUCAAAACCUCUGCCAUUAGAAUUAGAGGAGUUUAUGCAAAGCUCUGGGGAACAUGGAGUAAUUGUGAUGACUCUGGGCACUCUGCUAAGUGACCUUGGGCCUGAGGUGUCAGAAACCUUUGCAUCAGCAUUUGCCAGCCUCCCUCAGAAAGUUGUGUGGAGACAUAUUGGUAAACGACCACCCACUCUAGGGAAUAACACCAUGCUGGUUGAUUGGUUGCCUCAAAAUGACAUCCUCGGCCAUGUUAAAGCAAAGGUAUUCAUCACACAUGGGGGCACAAAUGGCAUCUACGAGGCCAUCUACCAUGGUGUACCAGUUCUAGGUAUUCCACUCAUCUUUGACCAGUACGACAACAUCAUCCGUCUGACAGCCCGCGGUGUGGCAGAGAUAGCUGAUGUGACAACGAUGACUGUUGACUCUCUGACAAUUGCUCUGAAGACCAUUUUAGACCCAGAAAAGCCCUACAAGCAGAACAUGAUCAAACUAUCACAACUCCACCAUGACAAACCUAUGAAACCCAUUGAUAGCGCUGUUUUCUGGAUAGAGUAUGUCAUGAGGCAUCGAGGUGCAGCACACUUGCGAUCCGAGUUUUAUAAGCUUCCCUGGUAUGCCUACCAUGGUCUAGAUGUCAUGGCAUUCUGUGUAACAAGUGUGUUGCUUAUCAUUUCUAUCAUCUGGGUUUCCUGUAGAAGCUGCAUUAACAUUUUGAUAAAAAACAGGAAGUCAAAGCCUGAAUAGAGGAAGUGAUAACAAAUUGAGCUUGUUUUCAUUUGUAAGAAACGGUAAGAAUUUACACUACAUGGCAUGCAUCACUACUUAAAUGUUCUUGAUAAUACUGUAAUGAAGCACACAGUAUGUACUGUAAAUCUAUUAUUUCAAACAAGCUAUUAUUUUAACAAUUCAUCAUAUUCACAUUUUAUAUUCAGAGGGACAAUUACUGUGCACCUUCAAAUGGAUUUAUAUUCUUCAUUUUUUCUUUCAUAUUGUCAAUUGUGUACAGGAUUUUUGCAGGAUCGCAAUGACACAUUGCUGCCACAUUGCUGCCACAUUAUCAGUGGUUGUGCAAUGUUUGUACUGGCAUUUGUUUAAUUUUGGCAUUUCUGAUGAAGCUCAUCCUCUGCUGCUUUAGAUUAGAUCACUAACUUUAGAUUAAAUUAUCUUGUUAUUCUAUUACUAUAAACUGUGUAACUCUGUAUGUGAUUUUAUCACUGUCAUGCCUGAAUUUCCCAUUGUGGGAUGAUAAAGCAUUUCUUAUCUUAUAUUCAAGAUGUGGUAUUAGCAGGGUUGUCACAGUUCAAACAUUUCAAACUCGAUACCAACACUAAGGAAUGUACAAGAUAGACGAAGACGCAGCAGACACAUCCUCAGUGAGAGCAUUUCUUGCCUCACUGGAUUUGCCAUUGAUAGGAACAGAUCAAAACAAUAGGCUGACAAUAAAUAACUGAGGAGGAGAUUAAUAAAGCAAUUUCAAAAAUGAAAGGGAAUAAGAUGGCAGGUGAGGACGGCUACCCAGCAGAGUGGUAUAAACACUUCCGAAAAUUAUUCACUUCACUGCUUAAGGACUGCUUGAUUCAUGUACUUUCUGGAGGGGAAACACCACCAUCUUGGAGAAGAGCAGUGAUCUCAGUGAUUCCUAAGCCAGAUAAAGAUAAAACAGAAUGUGGUUCAUGCAGACCAAUAUUAGUUUUAAACAUUGAUUACAGAAUAUUUGCAACAAUACUGGCUAAAAGGCUGGAAUUUAUAAUCCCAGAAAUUACAGACAAUUACAGAUCAAACCGGUUUUGUUCACAACAGGCAAACCCAUGACAACGUGAGGCAGGCGCUUCACCUCAUAGAUCGAAUGAAAAGCACGGACUCGAUAGCUGUCAGUUUAGAUGCAGAAAAGGCGUUUGACUCAGUGUGUUGAAACUAUCUUUAUUUGGCUUUGGAAAGAUUUGGGUUUAACAAUCAAAUUAUAGGUUGUCUUCGGUCUCUGUAUGAGUCACUCUCUGCCAGGAUUAAGAUUAAUGGGGAUUUAUCAGAUAAAAUACAAUUAGGAAGGGGCUGUCGCCAAGGCUGCUCCCUCAGUCCCACAUUGUUUGUGCUUUUUAAUGAGCAUCUAUCACAGGCUGGAACAUCAGAGAAAACAAGAACAUUAUGGGUGUAGCCAUUAAAGGCAUAACGCACAAGAUAUGUCUCUACGCUGACGAUGUGCUAACUAACCUGGAAGUCAGCCUACCUAAUCUUCUUUCUUUACUCAAGACAUUUGGCACUUACUUAGGGUAUAAAUCAAAUCUAAAAGUACCGUUGAACAUAUGGCAUAACAUAUUGAAGCAAGUAAAGAUUGAAAGAAUUGCCCGAAUUUUAAGAUGGCCUGCUUAUGAUAGAGAUUUUCUCCCUGCAAGAAUGGAUAAGAGAUUUACACAGUGGUCACAAAAAGGUAUAACAAAUUACUAAAAGAUUACAAGCAAUAGUGAAUUAAAAAGUUUUAAACAACUUCAAGAUAACUGUAACCUCGAAAAAAAUAAAAUAUUUUUUUAGAUGCCUUUAGCUAAGACACUAUAAAUGUAUAACAUUUUUGGAGGAGGACGAGACCGGUAUACUCAAAAUCCUAUUAGAUUCUAGCAACGGAAGACCUCCCAAAAAACAAUAUCCAAAUUAUACUCAUGUCUACAAAUGGAGAGAAAAUGUAAUACAAUAUAUCUUAAGGUUAAAUGGGAAUAAGAAGCUAAAAUUGCAUAAAUUUGGUUAAAUUUAUGCAAUUCUGUGAUCCACACGUUAAGUUCUGGCCUGUGGAGGGAAUUUUCCUGGAAAUGCAUUGUGCGUUUUUUUUGUUACACCUAACAUUAAAAGUAAACAUUGUAAUGACACUGAGAAGGCAAAGUGUUGGAGGAAUGGUGGGAAUGUGUCUUCUGGGACUGUACUAAGAUCGCACCCUAUUGGUCAGAAGUGAUAAAA